CUUCACAUGAACAAUAUUAAAUUGAAUCUAUUGGAUCUCCCAGAAAUCAUCUCGCUUGUUGGUGGCUUCCUCGAUCGAAAAGACCUUCUAAACUGUAUCUGCGUUUCCAAGGCCUUUUCAUAGAGCCCUUAUCAGGUGCAUAUGGAAAGAUAUCGUUGUCACAACACCUGUCGAAUUUGACAGAUAUCCUGUUGGCGAUGCACUGCAGAACAACAAGAAACAUAUUGAAAGGAUUGUAUUUGAAAUCAACUUUCCAGAGGAGUAUGGAUCAUUGCAGGGAUGUGACCGCCUCCACGACAUCAAAUAUGCUUUGCUUGGAUAACACUCAAUCUUCACCGGGGCUCUGGGAGACAAUACUAAGAUGCACCAACCUCGAGCGUCUAGAAAUAUCUCACACACGUAUAAAUGACGAAGUUGACUUAUUUCUACAAGUCUGCAAGAAACUUAGGCACUUGGGCAUGGAUGGUGUAGCCAUACACCAGCUACCUAUCAGUAUACUGAAUGAUGAGCUCAGCAAUUGUCUUCUCACAAAUAUACGCACACUAUAUAUUACGGGCGUCGAAAUACUCAACCCUCCACAUCCUUAUACACCCUCGUAUUGCCUCGGCCUGUUGGUGAGAAAAUGUCUAGGAUUGUGCGCACUGAAAUUUGUCGACAUCAUCGAAUAUAGGCGAUCUAAGCAACCAAAACACGAUGAUUUCUACAGGGCAGCAUUCCUUCGACAUCCUUGGGCUCUAACAAACCUAUCAGAUCUUUCUUUUCCCCACAUGAGAAUAAAAGACAGGGAUAUGGCGGCACUUCUCAGUCAGAUGACUCGGCUAAGGCGGCUCAAUGUUCCGUUUUGUGGGUUUGACCAGCUUUCCCUGCAGGAAUUGCUUGCUGACAAACGAGCGGUGUUGGGUAAUGGACACAUGGUAUGAGAGAUUAGGCUACAGAAACUCUGCGAAACAAUUGAGACAUUGGUGUUCGACAUACGAAGUGUUGCGAUGGGUGGCAUUGUCCAAACUAUUUUAUCAAAUUGCCCGUGCCUGAAGCAACUGAUGGGGUCCAAAAUCACGGUGACAGAGAUUGUUAAUGGUGUGGAAUGGGUUAGCAUUAGGCUGACUGAAUUGUCUAUCAAUCUUGAGGCA
This is a messenger RNA of Lobosporangium transversale, 1130 nucleotides long. RefSeq lists its product as hypothetical. Bases 198 to 920 code for a protein of 240 amino acids. The record is from RefSeq and is a predicted model, not a curated record. The transcript is spliced from 2 exons. Lineage: Eukaryota; Fungi; Mortierellomycota; Mortierellomycetes; Mortierellales; Mortierellaceae.